CAUUUACUAGAAAGCAGGAAUUUAAGAGGGUGUGGAAGGAGAGAUAGGGUGUGAGCCUCUAACACGAUGCUACGUUCAAAUCAUAUUCAAGAAUCUUUCAGACAGCCACACCUCAGCUUCCUUAAAAGGGGUGCGUUUGGUUUUUAAACGCCUCAAGCUCAUCAUCAGGUUCCAACCAGCAGCGACCAAAAAUGGUAUUGGUGGAGUCUGAAAACAGAGAACGGAGCACUCAUCUUGUGAUCAGAAAAAGGAAAACGAUUUUCUUGAUUCAUGGUUGAACAGAAACCUAUCAUGGUCUCUGAUUUGACUGAGUUGUGGUGAGGCGUCUUCAUAUUGGGAGUCACAGGCUGAGUUGGAGUACCUGAGGGUGUGAAAACACUAAAAAGACUCAAACACUCAGACUACUCAACUCAAUGAAGAAGUACCUCCUCCUCUUUUUUCUCGGUGUUUUACCGCUGUGUCUUCUCAAUGGAUGGCUGACAGGAUUCCAAUCCCUACCCCCCAUAAACCCCUCCACCUUCUCGAGCAGCAAUAGAAAUGUAACCAUCCUGCUGUGGUACUGGCCCUUCAAUAAGCCAUUCAGCUUAAGGGGUGAUGUGUGCUGGGACCUCUAUCACAUCCCUGGCUGUAGACUGGUGGACCAGCGCUCCUUGUUCCCCUCAGCUGAUGUGGUGGUGUUUCACAACAGAGAGUUGGUAAUGGGCCGCCAAAAGCUGCCCUUUGACCUUCCGCGGCCACAGGGCCAGAGGUGGGCCUGGAUGUCUCUGGAGGCCCCUGUUUAUAAUGGAAACUUGAGAAAUUAUGGACAUAUCUUCAACAUGACCAUAACCUACAGGAGAGAUGCUGAUAUCACUGUACCCUACGGUGAGCUGCUACCAAAGGCAGCUGAAGAACAUCUGCAGGAAGACGGCCCUCUUAAUAAGACCUCUCUGGUCUGUUGGGUAAUCAGCAACUACAGGACCCAGCACAAGAGAAGCCAAGCGUACAAACAGCUCAAUGCCACAGUUCCUGUGAAGGUUUACGGUCGUUGGACAAAGAGACCCCUCCCCUCUAAAGCCCUUUUACCUACCAUCUCUCGCUGCUACUUUUAUUUGGCUUUUGAGAACUCAGUCGCCAAAGAUUACAUCACAGAGAAGCUGUGGAGGAAUGCUUACCUCGGCGGGGCAGUGCCUGUGGUCUUGGGACCGCCAUUAAGCGACUACAAAGCUGUGGCUCCACCUAAUUCUUUAAUACACCUUGAUGAGUUUGCAUCAGUCAAAGACUUAGGAAAGUAUCUACAACAGCUAGCAAUGGACAAGAAACGCUACAAUGAAUAUUUUACCUGGAAACAUCAGUGGAAAGUGAAGCUGUACACAGACUGGAGGGAGAGACUGUGUAAGAUCUGCUCACAGUACAACAAUUUACCUCAGCAAAAGGUUUACUCUGACCUAGAGGCCUGGGUCAGUGCUCCUAACACUUGAGCUUGCAUAGUUGUAGUUAUCUUUUUAUUGAUACUACAUUUCUGACAAAUUACCAUAUAUAAUAAUGUUUCAGUGUGUUCAGUUUCCAUUUUAUUGCUGUGCCAGAAACAAAAAACACAGAUGAAAGAAAUUGGAGAAAAUGAAGAGGAAGAAACUUGAGUAUUGCAGAAAAGAAUUAUAUUGUUGAGAUUUACGAAACUAUGUAACAACCAUGAAUACACAACUAACAUGCUUUAACUAAUGACCAAGUGAAUUAAAUUCUUAGCACUUUGUACCAAACACCUGACCUCUCUAGGGUUAAAAGAAUAGUUCACUUCCUUGCAGAGUUAUAGGGGAGAAGAGUGAUACCAUUCUCAUGUUUGCACAGUAAAUAUGGUAACAACUGUUUCUCAUC
Morone saxatilis (striped sea-bass) is the source of this 1854-nucleotide messenger RNA. RefSeq names its product fucosyltransferase 7 (alpha (1,3) fucosyltransferase). Gene Ontology annotation, molecular function: alpha-(1->3)-fucosyltransferase activity. Gene Ontology annotation, cellular component: membrane. Bases 414 to 1460 code for a protein of 348 amino acids. Lineage: Eukaryota; Metazoa; Chordata; Actinopteri; Moronidae. The record is from RefSeq and is a predicted model, not a curated record. The transcript has 3 exons.